UGGUCACACAGUGCCAAAAGUAGUUUGUUUUCGCCAAAAAAAAAGUCUGCACGCAUUAGUGUUUGCCCAGCUGUGCUGUUGUUAUUUUUUGUUACCUGAAUCCAAACAAAGACGCGCUGCUGCCAGGUUUUAACCCAGUUUCGGGCUCCGCAGCUCGGCAAUGAAAGCAGCUCCGCCGAGUCCAACAACAAGAGCGUCGCACUAGUGGUGAAAGGAGCGCGCAGCGGACGGAAAUUGAUCAGUUUGGUAAAUUGGAAAGUGCACAAAAAUCGCGAACUCAUAACGGUACGUGUGUAUACACACUCCGCAGCUCACGCACACACGUACAUGACACACAUGGAGGCAGCACUUGGUUAAUGCGUCCCGCUUGGAGCAAAAAAAAUAUAGACAGAGAGAGAGAGACAAGGAGCAGGAGCGAUGACUGCAAGGGAGAAUGCCGUCGCCAGCCGUUUGUCCAAGUUGAUGCUCAGCAAUGGCCAAAGCGGGAGCAGCGCUGGAAGUGAGGUGCAUUCGCCCAUUUCUCCCGGAGAACAGUCGCUGGCCCAGUCUGAGCUGAACCAGCUAAAGCGGGACGCAGAUCCGCAGUUCUCCCGGUUCGCCGACUAUUUUGUGAUAUGUGGCUUGGACCUGGACACGGGCCUGGAGCCGGAUCGCUUCGCAGGCGACAAUUUGCACUGCUCGCCUCUGGAUAGAGCAUACAAAAGCAAGCCCCUGGCCCACUAUCCCGAGAAUGUGCCCUGGAACCCCUUUGAUGCGCACGGCAUUUGCAUGCUCUCCUUGCCGCAGGGCCUUCGCUUCCGUACCCAGAAACACAACAUCGAGCCGAGAUUCCAUUCGUUUGCCACCACACGGGAGGAUGGCAAACGUUGCUAUGGCUUUAGCUUGGUGUUCUACGAGGAGAUCCGUAAUAGGAACAUCUGUGGGGCCAUUCACACGCUGCAGAGCAUGUUUAUCACGGAGCUUUCCAACGGCCAGCAGACCCACUCACUCAGUCGCGUCAAGCAGGAUGGACCAGUCAGUCGCUCGCUGCCCAGGCACUUUAAGGUGGCGGGCCAGGCGCCACAGUCCGCGCAGAGCUACUACGACAUCAACAAGGACAAGCUGUAUGUGGCCAAGAGCAUAUCGCUCAUCUGCCAGGCUCCCUACGCGUUUGCUGCUCAGAUGUUUCUAAAGAACCUCUACAGAUGUCUUCCCCGACAGCCUGGUGCUGGAAUCAGCCUGGAAUCGUACGUGUACAACAUACUCUACGAGGUGAUGCUGCCGCAGCCGGGCAAAUCCAUUCGCGUUUACCUUCCACCCACGGAGCCGCAUCUGUCUGCCAUUGCCCUCAUACUUCAGCGUCCGCUACUGGCCACCGAACUGCCGCUGCUGGACUUUCCACUGCGCCUGCUUUUUAAGUAUUUAGGCGUGGAGUGCGUUAUUCAGCUGCUGACGUGCGUCCUUCUGGAGAACCAGGUGCUGCUCCGGUCCACAGACUACCAAAGACUUAUGAUAGUGGGUGAGUGCAUUACCUCGCUGCUGUUCCCUUUUGUGUGGCCUCACGUUUACGCCCCCAUCCUGCCGGCCGCCCUGCAUCACUUCCUUGAUGCGCCCGUGCCCUUUGUAAUGGGCCUGCACGCUGAGUGCGAGGCGGCACACAAAAUCGGAAGCGAAGCUACUUUAUGCUUUGUGGACAUCGACAAGAAGCACAUCCAGCUGCCCGAGGAGCUGCCUGUGUUCCCCCACAAGCUGGACUUUAUGGCCGAAAUCGGCUCGGUGCUGGAUAAGUUUGAAAUCGAGGGAGCUCGGGACCAGGAAGGAAGUCUAAGGAAUGGCUAUGGGUGUCGUGGAGCCGGAGGAGGCGUCGGUGGCCCGGUGGGCAGUAGUGGAGUAUGCGGCGCUGAUGCAAUGAUCUCUAGCUGCACCCUGCCCACAGGCUUGCAGGCGGCGCGACGGAGCAAGGAGCGCUUUCAGCAGUUGCAGGAGACGGUUUACACGCUGUCUGGAUCGCCAGGCGGGAGCGGCGGCGUCGUGGAUUAUCAGCCGUUGAUAGCGCAUCCGUCACGAAUAGACCACGUGCCACGCAUCGCUGACUUCCUACGCAGAAAGGGCGGAAUCAGGGGAAGCCAAGGAGCUGGCUCCCCUGUGGGCAGUCCCACCGUCUCGCUUUCCUCCUCGCCGGUUGGCGUCUACCACGAUGUUGACGCCGUGGAUGCCACCAUGCCAAUGAGCGUCCGGCGGGGAGAGAAGCCGAAAUUGAGUGCCGUAGAUCAGUACUACCAGGACCUGCGCAUAAAUAACUCGGUGCGGGAAAUCUUUCUCAAUCGGUUCGUGCACAUGUUCCAUGCCUAUGAGUACUUCGUGAUCUAUCCGAACCAGGCCCGCGACGAGUGGCUGUCCAACCGCGAGACGCUGCAGAACUUCGAUAAGUCCUCGUUCCUAUCCGACCAGCCGGAGCACCACAGGGCCUUCCUGUCGCGUUUUCUCGAAUCUCAAAUGUUUGCCACGCUGAUCGACAACAAGAUCCUGGCCAUGUGGGAGCCGCAGCCCGAUGAGCAGCUCCAGCUCUUCGACCAACGCGUCAAGCUUCUGAGGCGACGUCACGGGGAGAACAUGAUCGCCGCCACCAGCUACGAGCCCUGCGUACUCAGUCAGGAUUCUCAGCAGGGCUUUGAAAAGCGGCUCAACUGCAUCGACAUUGAGGUGACGCCACCAAGCGAGAUUCUGUCCAAUCGGGCGGCCUACUUUCGUAGCUUUCCGCUCCUGGAGAAGGGCGUGCUCAACCAGGAGUGCGCCUCGAGAGGGAACAGCCUGCGGCGGGUAAAGAACGGCAAUAAGUGGCGGGCCAGAGAGAUCUCGCUGGACCAAAAGCCAACAGGUGGCUCAUCCAAUGCCAUAAAUCGGCUCUCGGCUAACCUGACCACGGCGGAUGUGAGUCCGGCCCUAAUUGCCCAGGCUAAUUGGACGUUUGUGGAGCGUCUGUUGAAGGACAUAAAGUCGAAGACCAAACGCAUGCUGCUCGAAAAGAUGGGCAACGAGGCAGUGGCUCUGGGCCUCAAGGGCGACGGCAUCGAGGAGAACACAUUAAUAGCCAGCAUGUGUGAUCUGCUGGAAAAGAUUUGGUCUCACGGCUUGCAGAAUAAGCAGGGCAAGUCCGCCUUGUGGGCCCAUCUUCAGGCCUACCUCGAGACGCAGGAGGCACGCGGUAGUGGCGACGCAGGGUCAGAGGGAGCGGAGCAGACGCUGCCAGUGUCCAGCAGCAGUCCUGGGAGCAAAAUCACCAUUGCAACUGCCUCGCCAGCGAUGGCAUGGAAUGCAAUGCGCAAGCGCAUGGACUAUCUCUCUACAUUCCAAACGGACUUUGAGACUCCGCCGAGUCCCAAUCGAAGCCGCUCUCGGGAUCGCAACAAGUUCGUCGGCUUAGAGCAGCUGUGUCCUCUGCCGGAAUCCCUGGAGUUUGAUGUGAAGAACGUGCUGGCCAUGGCGGAUAUUAAGACUCAUAUUGGCUAUACCCGCGCCUGGGUGCGUCUGUCGUUGGAAAAGAAGCUGUUGUCCCGCCACUUCCGCACGCUGCUGUCCGACGAGGGCCUACUGCGCUCCCUGUACAAGCGCUCGGCGUUCCUGCGUUGCGAGGAGGAGAAGGAGCAGUUCCUCUACCACCUGUUGACCCUCAACACGGUCGACUAUUUCAGCUUCACGAACAUCUACCCCACAACGAAGCUGCCCUACCGCGUCGUGAUCUUCCCCUCCCGCAAGUACGGCUCCUAUCACACCUCCAGCAAUGUCUGGAUCAUGGUUUCGGGCACCAUGAACGAGACACAGCGAGUGCCAGUCCCCAAGGGAUCCCUGGAGUUUAUCUUUCACUACAAGAACCUGGGCCUGCUGACAACCAUGCGCAUAGGACACGACAACUCGGGGCCCAGCCACAAGUGGCUCGUCGAGCAGGUGGUGAUGCGGAAUGAGGUCACCGGCCACACCUACAAAUUCCCGUGUGGCCGUUGGCUGGGUCGCGGUGUCGAUGACGAUUCCACAGAGCGCUUGCUGGUAGGUCAGCGGGUUUCGACGAACGUCAAAAACGCCGAACUGGUUCCGGGAUCUGACACACGCACCCCGCCGCGUACACGGAGUCCCAGCGUGCAGCGCCAGGAGUCGCUGUCGCCUUCGGAGAUCCAGCAUAAGCUGGGCAACUGUGUCAACGUGCUGGUCAAGUGGCACUACAAACCCAGCCGGGACCGGGACGUGGGCACACUGACCAGCCUGCUUUGUGGGGACGACGGGCUGGUCAAGUGUCUGGAGCAGGUCUUCCUCUGCGGCUUUCGAUCGGCGCGAUUCUUUGGACGCAAUCUGUACCUUUGGGAUUACUUUAGCAAGAUCAAGGAGUUGUUCGAACAGAAUUUGCAGCUGGAGCUGGAGGACUCGGCCUCGAGCAUAGACUCUUCGUUUAGCAGCAGCAGCGACGGUAGCACCCUGCAACGCCGCGAGAUCUCUGGCAUCUGGCGACUUUAUGUGCAGUUGAUGGACGAGAUCAACGGGACAGCGCUCGGCAAGGAUGGCAAGUUUCAGCUGUUAAUCUGCCUGAGCCUGCGGGAGCAUCUCCUGACUCGCCUGAUCAAGCCGAUGGCCCUUACUAAGAUCACCCACGAGAUGUACGAAGAGGAAAGCUUUCUGCGGCGGCGCAACCUGCUCACCUUUCUCAUACAGAUCCUGGAGCCGCUGGACGACUGCCACAUAGUUCUAGAGAACUCGAUCACGCAGGGCAUCCGCAUACCAUCCCAGUGCUAGCUUUUCUCACCCUGCUCUCCACUUCAUCCAAAAUACUCAUCAUCCCACACGGACAUUUUGCAACCAGUGACCUAGAGAAUACUCAUACACAUACAUAUAUUCUUGAGGAAUCUCGGAAAUCUCGAAUUCGUUGUUAGCUUUAUUUAAGAACAGUCACCCCACUCUCCUGACUGCACCCAACUCUAAUCCUAGCCACCACUUGCCAUUCGAUCCAAUGAAGGGGGUAGGGCCCAAUCAAAGCCAAAGUUGAACACGGGAAUUUCCUGCAAUCGAAUUUCAGAGACAUACUGUGCAAUUAGACAGAUGUGUUUACUACUACAAAGAAAGAAAAUUCUUAACUGUUGUUCAAAGAUCCAAAUAUAUAUAGAAAUGUAUGAAAGGCCAGGGGUAGCCAGUAGAUAUAAGAGCCCUUUAAAUAACGUCCUCUCCAGUCAAUUCCCCCGGGUUUUGUUCAAACUUUAAUUGUGGCUUGUUUUAUUUUUAAUUAGUUACCAAAGAAUCUUUGUUUUUUUAUUAUCGCUUAUGCUAUUUUUAUAAAGUUUAAGAAUGGGGCUUGGGGAAAAUCAGUCCCAAGGGUGUGUAUGUUCAAGCUUUAUUUUCACCUUACAUUACUCAGCCAAAUGUGUUUGUGCAGCUAUAAAUAUACCUUAAGAGACAGACACUGAGUCAUUAAAUACACAAAAGACAGUAAUAAAGUUUGAGAGUUGUCAAAAUUGCAAAUAAUUAA
Molecule: messenger RNA, 5488 nt
Organism: Drosophila serrata
Lineage: Eukaryota; Metazoa; Arthropoda; Insecta; Diptera; Drosophilidae
Gene: pns
Product: DENN domain containing pinstripe
Molecular function (GO): small GTPase binding; guanyl-nucleotide exchange factor activity
Source: RefSeq, a predicted model, not a curated record